AUGAGUUUCAAUAAUUUUUGUGAGAUCCUUCAGUUGGAUUUCACUUCGGAGAUCGUUGCAUUAGCAGUUAGACCGAAAAACAUAUGGAUCCUUCGUUCGAAUAACGAAAUGAAUAUAUUUAAACGAAAUAAUUUAAAAGAUUCAAAGAAAUAUUCAUUACAGCAAAAAUACGUUCCUGGAACUAAAAUGAUUGUAGAUAGAAAAGGUGAAAAAUGUAUAAUAAUAUUACCUAGAAAGAAGCCAUUAUAUUUCACAACAACAGGUGAAGUUUUCCAACCAUUAUUUAUACCUCCAAAUGUCAUCCCACUUACUGGUUGUUGGAAUGAUCAAGAAAAAUCUACUCCAAACUUCCUAAUUGGUGAUGAAAAUGGACAAAUUAUCCAAAUUCAACCAGGAACAAACAAAAACGCAAACUUUCUUUACAGAUCGCCCAACGGAACGCCAAUAUUAGAAAUUGUAUCAAUGGUUAUUAAUGAAAUCACUUAUUUCUUUAUUUAUACCGAUGAUAAAAUUAUUACUUACUCAGGAAGAGAUAGAAUCGAGUUAAUUUUUGCUGCAGGAGCAUCUUCUCAUAUAAUAUUUGCCGGUCCACCCAAUCCUUUACAGCCAAAAAGAAUUUUGCCACAAUAUAUUGUAAAUAAAAUCGGAAUUAUCAUUGAUUUAGGUGCUUUAAUCCUCGAUGCCUUUGAUUCUGGUAAUAAAGCGAAUUUUAGACAAGACCUUUACGAGUUUAAUUCAACAACAAAAGUUACAUUCGCUCAAUCACCUUUUGGAAUACUAUUUGCUGAUGGCACAGGUAUUCCUGUAGUUCACGAUGGUAAAGCACGUCUUACAGUACCACUUCCAGAAGUCCAAUUCAUAUAUCUAGACGAAAAUGAAUAUAUUUUUACAACUUCAGGCGAUAUUAUCAAAUUUACUAAGAAGAACUUCAUGAAGUUCUUAUUUAGAACAGCUGUAGACCAAAAAGAUUACGAUUACGCCAAUAUGUUGGUAAAAUUAGAUUCAUCUAUCAUUUUGCCAGCAUUUGAUUCAUUAGUUCCGAAGAAAAUCACUGAGUUUUUACCACAUUUAGACCUUUCCAUCAUUGA
Messenger RNA from Trichomonas vaginalis G3, 1088 nucleotides. RefSeq names its product notochord cell vacuolation. The transcript has a single exon. The record is from RefSeq and is a predicted model, not a curated record. The annotation marks the transcript as partial. Lineage: Eukaryota; Parabasalia; Trichomonadida; Trichomonadidae.